Messenger RNA from Mya arenaria, 2066 nucleotides. RefSeq lists its product as uncharacterized. The transcript has 13 exons. Lineage: Eukaryota; Metazoa; Mollusca; Bivalvia; Myida; Myidae. Gene Ontology annotation, biological process: monoatomic anion transport; transmembrane transport. Gene Ontology annotation, molecular function: transmembrane transporter activity. The record is from RefSeq and is a predicted model, not a curated record. Bases 81 to 1964 code for a protein of 627 amino acids.
AUUGAAUCAGAUAUGUGAUUUUUUAUUGUUUCUUUCAAUUAAAUACACUAAAGUUUUAGAUAGUAUUCUUUACAGUUAAUAUGGAAGAUAAUACCAAGGACAGACAAGAUGAAGACGUUGACGUGCCGUGUUUCUGCAGCCAACGUUGGAUUCUCGCCUACAUUGGUUUCCUGGGCUUUGGCGUCGUGUACGCACUGCGCGUCAAUCUCAGCGUUGCUGUCGUCUGCAUGGUGAAAUCACCGGUCACUGAUGACGUCAUCAACUGGAACGUGUCCACCCCAUACUCGAUUGAAAAUGAAUUUUGUGUGGAGGAGAGUAAGGAAGCCUCGCAUUCAAAUGACUUUUGCCGCGCCACUUACGCAUUUUCGCAAAAACACGAAAUGGCAGAAAACCGCCACCAUAGUAAUACCUGUAAUCUGCCCCACCAGAACGCGGAGCUGGACUGGAGCAGUACCACGAAAUCAACGGUACUGGCCUCGUUUUUCUACGGCUACAUUGUCACACAGGUGCCUGGGGGAAUGCUUGCUGACAGAUAUGGUGGGAAGCGGGUGUUGUUUGUCGUCAUCCUACUGUCGUCUGUUUUAACCCUCGCUAUGCCGAUAUGCGCGCGCACAUCAGUUAUUCUGGUCUACGUCAUACGGGUUCUCCUUGGACUUUUGACGGCGAUGACGUUUCCGGCGAUGCACGCGAUGUGGGGCCGUUGGGCACCGCCGCUAGAGAGAAGCAAACUGACUACAGUCUGUUAUGCCGGUACGACGCUGGGAUUUGUGGCCACAUUUAGUACCUCUGGAGUGUUGUGCGAAUACGGAUUUGACAACGGAUGGGGAUCUAUAUUUUACCUUACAGGGGGCCUUGGUGUCCUUUGGUCCAUGGUCUGGUGGUACAUAGCGGCGGACACGCCUAGUCGACAUCCCCGGAUAUCCGGUGACGAGGUCAAAUACAUCAAGGGCUUAGUCGAGUAUAACACGGAAAAACGGGAGGGAAGCAUCCCCUGGCGCGCUAUCCUUACGGCGCCAUGCCUCUGGGCGACUCUGACUGCUCAUGUGUGCAACAACUGGACCAACUACACUCUUCUAACAAAUAUUCCAACCUUCAUGAAGGAAGUGCUCAAAUUUGAUAUCAAAGUGAAUGGAGGCUUAUCGUCCAUCCCAUACGUUUGCCAGUUUGUGUCUGCUCUGCUGGCCGGCCAGUUGGCUGAUUAUAUCCGACAGCAUGGAUGGAUGAACACAACUAGAACAAGAAAGGUCUUUCAGACAAUAGCGUUUCUGGGCGCGGGUGGGUGCCUGGUUGCCACUGGUUACUGCACAUGCGAGAAUCGUAGCGUGGCGGUCGCCCUUCUCUCAUUGGCUGUCAUGUGUAUGGGCUUUGGACGUGCAGGAUAUGUCGUCAACCAUGUAGACUUUGCACCAAAAUACGCUGGACUACUUUUCGGGAUCACGAACACCAUAGCUACCAUACCAGGAAUGGUCGCACCCAUAUAUGCCGGAUACAUGACUCCAGAAAACACCCCUGAUCAGUGGAGGACUGUGUUCUUCACGUGUGCGGGGUUUGACGCCUUCGGAAUCCUCAUCUUUGGAAUAUUUGCCUCCGGGGAAAUGCAGGAGUGGGCUAAAGACAAGGACUUCAAUAUCGACAUUGAAAUUGACGUCGAUGCGUCAUCAAAACAAAAUGACGUCAAAAAGAAUGACGUCAAAUCCUCCAAGCCACAAAAACCAAAGAAGAAGAAAAAUAAAAAGUCACUACACGAAAACAUGGUCGUGUCACGUGAGAUCAGCAUGGAGAUCGUCGUCAGAGCAGCGCCAAAAGAACAACCGGUCCCUCAAAUUGAUGACGUCAGCAAUGACGUUAUGAAACCGCAUGAGCUGGAUAUACGUAUAGAAGAGGAUGACAGGGAAUAUGAACCUGUGAUUAAGAUUGAGGAGGGAGGUAUGGAGGGGGAUGUGAAUGAAGGUUUCAGAUUGUAAAUAAUCGAAACUCUUGAAUUUUGUGGUACAUGACUUUGUAAAGAAUAAAGUUAAAUUAUUGAUUGUUUAUAGUCAUAAGAAAUAAAGUCCUAGUCAGAAGAA